This is a messenger RNA of Pseudophryne corroboree (corroboree frog), 2660 nucleotides long. It is a transcript of the gene TPST1, whose product is annotated as tyrosylprotein sulfotransferase 1. Bases 276 to 1394 code for a protein of 372 amino acids. Lineage: Eukaryota; Metazoa; Chordata; Amphibia; Anura; Myobatrachidae. Gene Ontology annotation, biological process: peptidyl-tyrosine sulfation. The record is from RefSeq and is a predicted model, not a curated record. Gene Ontology annotation, molecular function: protein-tyrosine sulfotransferase activity. The transcript has 7 exons. Gene Ontology annotation, cellular component: Golgi apparatus.
ACUCUGACAUCCCCCCCUUUGCCCGGCGGCUCCGGCUGUGCGCGCGCUGCGCGUGCACGGUGACGGAGAGAGAGAAAGGCAGCAGUGAGCGGCGGCGGAGAUACAUGAUGCUGGGGGGAGGGGGGAUCGGAGCUGACGGGGGCUACUGCUACCCCGAGACCGGGCACAGAUGAGGCAGAUGGCCAUCAGCUGUAUGGAGUAAAAUAUUUUUGGCAUGACACUGUAAGGAAAGCUGCAAAGUUCCCGUCGGUCUCAGCCAGACUCUCUUUGUCAAAAUGAUUGGGAAACUAAAGCAAAACUUGCUAUUGGCCUGUCUUGUAAUAAGCUCAGUAACUGUAUUCUACUUGGGACAUCAUGCAAUGGAGUGCCAUCAUCGAAUAGAAGAACGCAGUCAGCCUGUCAAAAUGGAAAUUCCCAAAGCGACAUUAAGAACUGAGCAUAAUGCGAAUGCUAGCUAUACAUAUAACAAGGACAUGCCGUUAAUAUUUAUUGGAGGAGUUCCACGGAGUGGAACUACACUCAUGCGUGCUAUGCUUGAUGCCCACCCAGAUAUUCGAUGUGGAGAAGAAACCAGGGUGAUACCUCGGAUUUUGGCUGUUAAACAAAUGUGGGCACGAUCGAGCAAGGAAAAAAUUCGUCUAGAUGAAGCUGGUGUGACUGAUGAAGUGCUAGACUCGGCCAUGCAGGCUUUUCUACUGGAAAUAAUAGUAAAGCAUGGAGAGCCUGCGCCUUACCUGUGUAACAAAGAUCCAUUUGCUUUAAAAUCCUUGUCAUACUUAGCCAAAAUAUUUCCAAAUGCCAAAUUUGUACUGAUGGUGAGAGAUGGACGUGCUUCGGUGCACUCAAUGAUUUCUAGAAAAGUUACAAUUGCUGGCUUUGAUCUGAACAGCUAUAGAGAUUGCUUAACAAAGUGGAAUCGUGCCAUCGAAACCAUGUAUAACCAGUGCAUAGAAGUGGGCUUUGAUACGUGUAUGUUGGUACAUUACGAACAGCUAGUUUUACAUCCAGAACGCUGGAUGAAAACAUUGUUGAAAUUCCUCCAGAUUCCUUGGAAUGAUGCUGUAUUGCACCAUGAAGAGAUGAUCGGUAAAGCUGGAGGUGUAUCCUUGUCAAAAGUUGAACGAUCCACAGAUCAAGUCAUCAAGCCAGUGAAUGUAGAUGCCUUGUCAAAAUGGGUUGGGAAAAUACCAGCAGAUGUUUCCAGAGACAUGGCUGCCAUUGCACCAAUGUUGGCCAAACUAGGUUAUGAUCCCUACGCCAACCCACCGAAUUAUGGGAAGCCAGAUCAGAAGGUCAUUGACAAUACAAGACGGGUCUAUAAAGGGGAAUUUCAGCUUCCGGAUUUUCUGAAGGAUAUGCCUCAGCCAAAGAAGACACGGGAAGAAAAUUCAUGAGACUGAAGCAGUGAAAUAGCAAAGCCUCCUUAUCAGUCAAGGUGUUGUCUUUUCUGUCUGUGGAACGGACCUGUGAUGAUUAUUCUGACGCUGCUAACAGACUGUGAUGUGUAUCUGUUGGCUGCAUCCUGACCUGUCUCAUUGUCUGUACUGGUUAGCACAUAUCUCCACAACGGCACAUGCUCACCGAUAGGAGUAAAGGCACUUUUGUGGCAGGAGACAUCUACCUUCUAGCAGUGGUGUAGUACUGUAUUUACCAGCUGUAUCUGUUUUCAAGUAAAAGAGAAAUGGGAAGAAAAGGACGUAAACGGUUCUACAUCCUGAAUAUCUUAUGUGGCCUCUCAACAUUGCAAUGCUGUGACAUCAAUGUGUUUUUUUAAUGUUUGUUACUCUUUUUUUGGGAGGGGGGUGGAUAAGCAAUAUAGGUUGCAUUACAUUUCAGCAAAGUAUAUAUUAAAUGUAUAUACCCUGCUUACAGUAGCGUUUCACCAGCAAUGUAAUCAUGUGUAUGACAGUGGUAAAUGUUCUCUUACCACAAUAUAAGCUCACGCACAACAUAUAAAUGUUCAUACACAUAGUAGAUUUUAAACCGUGGCCACUUGUUAAUACCUAUUUUCUUACAAGCAUCAAUUGUAACCGUAGUGUUUUGGCAACCUAGAAUUGGAAUGUAUAAAGUGACACUAUACAUUAACGUCAAUAGUGAUCUGAGGAAUAACAAAUAUUGAAUUACUCUGUAACAUGAUGUUACAUCUGAAUAUAUUGUACUCAGAGGCACAUCAUCACGCCAUGUGCUGUGCGCCACGUGUUCUGAAGUCUAGAUGGCACCUUCUUUUACUGUACGUGUCAUUGACUAAUUACGUACAUUACUCUGUUUAGUUUUAAACUAAACACUGUGGUUAUUCAAAUUGGUAGACACCCUUCCAGUAGUCACAAUUGGAAGAGACCAAAGCAUUCCUGCCACUGCUGUGCGGUGUUCUCUAACAAUGUCAUGGGCAUCUUAAUAACUUUUGUCACUAAACUUGGACAUGUUUUAAAUAUAAAAUCAGAAAUUCAUGGUAUUAUAAUUACAGAUGUCUGGCCGAUAGACCUUCCUAAAUAUUCCACCUUCGCCCAUUAUUUCUCUUUGUGGAGAAAUAAAAAAAAUAAAAAAAACUUUUUAAUUAUUUAAUAAAAACUUCCAAAGAAGUUGGGUUUGAAAAAAACAUGCACAUUUACAAUUUUAACUUUUUUGUAUUUUAUUUUUCAAAAUAAAAGCUUUAAAUGUGA